This is a messenger RNA of Sinocyclocheilus rhinocerous, 1038 nucleotides long. Its product is annotated as cysteine-rich motor neuron 1 protein-like. Gene Ontology annotation, molecular function: protein binding. Gene Ontology annotation, cellular component: extracellular region. NCBI's taxonomy places the organism in Eukaryota, Metazoa, Chordata, Actinopteri, Cypriniformes, Cyprinidae. The record is from RefSeq and is a predicted model, not a curated record. The annotation marks the transcript as partial. The transcript is spliced from 5 exons.
GGUCUCUCUCUCUGUAACGCGUGUCUGCGACUCAGUUUGAGUGUCAGUGAUUCAGUGACGGACAGAAUCAUCAUCAUCAUCAUCAUCAUCAUCAUCAUCAUCCUCACUGUAACAGCUUUACGAGCACAUUUCACUCACUGGAAACCUGUGUCAUUCCCAGCGAGGAUCGUGAAACUGAAAGUCUGUGGGAAGUUUGUUGAACACUGUAUUUCAAGAGUCUCGUUUUGGAUUUAUUUGGGUUCGUGUUUGAGACUCUGUGAACUUCAUCAAAGCGCGUCACAAUGUGUCUCCAGAGUUUGCUGUGGCUUCUCGGUGUGUUGGGCUUCUGCGCUCGAGCGCUCGGGGCUCGUGAAUGCGUACCGUGCGGUUCGGCCCGGGUUCUGGCCCGUGACCCGUGCGGCUGCUGCGAGCGGUGCUCUCGGCUGGAACUCGAGCUGUGCGGCGGGCCGGACUGGACUCUGGGCUACUGCGGAUCCGGACUCACCUGCGCGGCGCUCAACGGAACCGGACCGGCGCGCAUACCUGAGACGGGUGUCUGCAGAGCGGUACCCGACGCGACGGAUGCAGACGAGCGCUGCCCGCUGGUGAGCGGCUGUGAGAGCGUGGAUGGAGAGUGUGUGUGUGAAUCCAAACACUCCUGCAUCCAGACCUACAGCUUUCCCAACAGAGACGCAUGCGUGCAUGCUGGGAAAACAGGUUCUCUCCGUCACGAUCACAGACACAGGUUUGUGGGUCCCGUGAACCCGGCGUGUGUGUUUUCUGGCUGUAAUCUGACGGCCGACGGCUGUGUUUGUUCGUCUCAGAGCUGCGACGAUCACUUCACGUACGCCAACCGCAGUCAGUGCCAGCGAGCCGCAGUUUCUCCCAGGUGUGUUCAUAACGGUAAGGAGUUCACAGAAGGCGAGGUGUACCGUAUGGACCCCUGCUGGUUGUGUCAGUGUCGAGUUGGAGUGUCGUUCUGCUCUAAAGCCGAAUGCGCCGAACUGGACUGCGAGAAUUUCUACGUUCCUGAAUGGGAAUGCUGUCCCGUCUGUAUAG